AUAGUUGCUUGCUGUUGGCUGCUGGCACUGUUAUGUUGUGAAGUGAAAAAUUAAUCCCUCUGGAGCAGAGAAAAGAAAACAGAAGAAGCUGGAAGAAAAGAAAAACAACACUAAGGUUUCCAGUGGAGAUCUGUCAGAUUCUGCUUUUUACCAAAACCCGGUGGAGGCUGUUGGAGGCUUGGUGAAACCCAAAGGCCGGACAGCUUCUUGUUUCGAAUUGAGUCUGCACGGAUUGCGGCGAUGGGUGGUGCUUCAUGACUGAGCAAUGGAUAUAGAGAGCAUGGGCACGUGGCUGAGGGGCUACGGGUCACAGCCCAGCACCAUCUCCCUCAUUACCCAGCAUCCUCUCCAUCAUUGACUUCUGCCUCCUCAAUCAGCUCCAGCAGCCAUUAACACUAAUGUUCUGCAGAGCGGCGGAGAGACUGGACGCUGGACGCAGGAGUGUUCUGACCGCUGUGGCAGGGCAGGGUCCACCGAGACACACUCGGGCCCAUCAGCAGUGCAGAAAAGCAGACCGCUUUCUGGCUGCUGGGAAGUAUGAAGAGGCCAUCUCUUGCCAUAGAAAGGCUGCAGAACUUCUGAAGGAUGCAAUGAAGCUCACAGAAUGUGAACAGGCUCGCCUGUCUCUGGAGCUGCAGAGGGACAGUCAUGUGAAGCAGCAGCGACUGAUCGAGGAGAGGUGGAAGCGGUCCAGGCGAGAGGGCAAGCCAAGAAUUCUCCAGACCACCCUGUCCUCAGAGCAGCCCCCUCACCUCCAGCCCGGUGCCUCUGCUUCUCCUGGCCUAGCUGCCAGUUCAGACCGUGAACGUGAGUACGACACUUGGCUGUACCUGCUGAAGAACAAGAGCCCCCACCAGGAGCCGUGCCCCGGCAGCAAGGCCCACAAAGACGACAAGACGCGGCUGGAGGAACAGCAGACCACCAUUGAUGACUUGCGGCGUUUGGUGGACCGGCUGGUGGGUGAGAAUGAGCAGCUCACUCGGGACAACGAAAGGUUGCGGGCGGAAAACUCCCGGCUGCGCAAAGAGCCAUACGCUGAUGCUGACUUUGUGGAGAAGUCGGAGCUUUGGGUGCUGCCGCACGCGGCCGAGGAGCGCAAGGCUAAGGACAUUCCCAUCCCGCACCUGCCGCCACUAGAGAUGCCUCAGGAGAUCCCUCUGGAGGACCUGCCUGCUCUGGAGCUGCCUGAGGACAUCCAGCAGGAGCUUCAAGAGCUGCUAGAUGGAGAGAAGCUCUAGGCACCUGCCCGUUCACUUGCCAAAGGGAGACGAUCGUGCUGUCUGUCAGAAGUUUGCAGACAGGGAAAUUUAGUGAAUUUCUGGCCUGCACAGUGGCAUAGCUCUAGAUGGCAUAAAUGGCUUGUGUUAAGCCAUCAGAUGCUUUAUUGUUUUUUUUUGUUUGUUUUUUUUUCUCUCUCUUUAAUGAUCCCCCUCCUUUCCCUUCCAAGGUACUGCAGCUAUUUGAUAUAAGAUGAAACAAACUAAAAACAUUAUGAACUCAUUUUGCAAGACUUGUGCCUUUUUAAAUAUUUCUAUGGUGUAAUUAAGUCCUAUGAGAUAAAAGAAAAAAAGGGACUGAUGACUGAUGACAAGAAUAUAUGUUGCUUUGUGGAAGCUUGAUUGUAAAAAAAAAAAAAAGUGCUGGAAGCGCUCGACUGAUUUGUUCAGACUGGCAUUCGUCAGGAAUAAACUAGGGGCUUUCAGAGACCCCCUGUUUAAAAUGCAAAAGAUAUUUUUUUCUCCCCACACAGACACAGACAGUGAGCACUGUGAACUACAUCAGAAAGUGUGUGUGUGUUAGAAUGAGAUACAGAGUGUGUGUGAUUGCGUGUUUGUGUGGUUUCCUGACUUGUUGCAAAUUGUGAAAAUUGUAAACGUGGAGUUUCAUUGCCUCUGUUUGUGUCCUGUCAUUUCCAGUGUCCACCUGAGAAACAGCUACAGGAUGAUUUUUUUCAGUAGUCUGUCCUGUGGAGACCAGUGUCUUAAAGCUGGACGUCUUCUGUGCAGUUAUAGUCUUAGUUAUGAAUUUGACACACACAUUUUAUCCAGCUUCACACAAAACCUGCUUGUGAAGAAUUUCCCCACCACAAAAAAUGUUGUGUUGAUUUCUGGAACCAAUAAAAACAAAUUGACAAACAACCAUCUACCAACUAACCAAUCAAGCAAUAACAUGAUACAGUCUCCAGUUACGCAAGGAAGCGCAGUCAUUCAUCAUAAAGGGGGCUUUCCAAUGCAUUUUUUUGUCCGUGUGUCUUUAUUGUAACUUAGUCAUUUUGUGGCGUUUUGGAAUCGCAGUAGCUGCACAAAUCUCUAGUCUCAGUUCCACAGCCACGUCGAAAUGGAAAUGGAAGAAACUGAAGCCUUUCCCAACUGUCCAAGUCAGGAUAUUUGCGAACUAUCUCAAACAUAAAGUUGUUUUAAUAUAAUAUAUAUAAAUAUUUUGUUUGUUUUUUGUUUUUCUGAUGCCUAAUUUGUACUGUAAUCAAUCAACAAUUGAUUGUUUUGAUCACACAGUUAAUAUUUUUCAGGUAACUGUGUGUUUUUACUUUGAAUAUGCAGGAUGAGUGAGUGCAUACACAAUCACACAGCAUAUAACAAUGUCAGGUUACGCUACAUCACACUAAUCGAGAGUAAUUUAACUAGUGCCACAUGCGAGAGAGAACAAGGAGUGCUUCAUGUUUAGUUUUAUUUUAUUUUUUUAAUGUGAUGCAGAGAUGAUCUGAAAUGAAUCAUAUUUGUGUCACGAAGAGGGAACCAAAUCCACUUUUUUUAAUUUAAUGUUGAAAUUGAAUUCUUGGUUUACAGCAGUAAUCAGGGUGCAUCUGAAUUGUUUUCUCUUCCAUUUUGUUUGUUUCUGUGUGAUGUAAAAAUCUUCAAGAAUCAUAUGAUGAAAGUGUAACUUUUUUGUUUCAUGCAUGAAUGGCAGUUGUAGCUAUAAGUAUAUGAUGGAUAAGAUAUUAAAAUGAGGAUUUAUGUCACGGC
Molecule: messenger RNA, 2981 nt
Organism: Astyanax mexicanus (Mexican tetra)
Lineage: Eukaryota; Metazoa; Chordata; Actinopteri; Characiformes; Acestrorhamphidae
Gene: nrbf2b
Product: nuclear receptor binding factor 2b
Exons: 6
Coding region: 399-1238 (279 amino acids)
Biological process (GO): autophagy
Source: RefSeq, a predicted model, not a curated record